ACAAUCAUUGUGACAAAAUUAACAAAAAACAAAAACAACAACAGAACAGCUCGGAAGGACAGCAGACCAAAUUUUCGAAAAACUUAUUAAUAAAAUGGAUUUAGUGCCAGAAAACUCCUCCUUCACAUGUGUAAAUUAAGUUGUCCGUAUGUCCAAGUAGCCUUAGCUGCUUGAUGCGGUGGUCCUCGUGCGGGUUCCGUGGUAUAGAAUCCUUUAUGAAGAUUAUGUUGGAGAGAUAACUGUCUCUCUUAUCACUGGCCUUGUGGUACAGUGGUAUAGAAUUAAUAGUUCAAAGUGUUUACGGCUGGUUGCCGGAGCAAGGUUUAUUAACAAGCGUUAGCUUUCGUUAUAAGAACAGAACUAAAACUAGGAGCCACCAGCAAGCUGGGGCAUAAGCUGAAUCAAAAGUAUUUAAUUGCCAAAGAAUGCAAAGCUACAAAAUAUAUGUACCUAGAGCUACAAAGCUACAGUCGGUAAGCCGACUUGGCAUAAGCGAUAAUGCUGAUCUUGCGGCAUGUGCAAGAUAUCAGAUUACCGCCGGUUGACCGUCACAUUCAGGGCGCUGAACUGAAGUUCGCUGAUUUGGCAUCUUGAGUGCAAACAACAUGGAGCAGAGCACAUUGGACAACGACAAUCCUGAUGAGUACUUUUCGGAUAUUAUUGAGAUGGACCUGGACGGAUCUUGUAGCUCCAGCACCUUGUCUGGGCGACCGCCAAAGAAAAAGAAAAAGACCGACAUUUCGUGGCUGGCAGAGAUCGCCCAGGAGCGUCUCGAACAACAAAAGGACCACCACAGAAAGAAGGAGGAGCACGACGUUAGGCAGGAGAAGAUGGUGCAGGACUUGAUCAGCACCCAAACAAAAUUCCAGAACGACUUAUUAGAAGUUUUAAAAAAUAAAAAUAAAUAAGUUUUUAAUUUUCA
Molecule: messenger RNA, 922 nt
Organism: Drosophila miranda
Lineage: Eukaryota; Metazoa; Arthropoda; Insecta; Diptera; Drosophilidae
Exons: 2
Coding region: 606-908 (100 amino acids)
Source: RefSeq, a predicted model, not a curated record